This is a messenger RNA of Brienomyrus brachyistius, 4183 nucleotides long. RefSeq names its product prostaglandin F2 receptor inhibitor b (gene ptgfrnb). The transcript is spliced from 9 exons. Bases 219 to 2912 code for a protein of 897 amino acids. The record is from RefSeq and is a predicted model, not a curated record. Lineage: Eukaryota; Metazoa; Chordata; Actinopteri; Osteoglossiformes; Mormyridae.
UCUCCAGUGUUGACGAUACUGCUCCCCCGCAUACUUGUGACAGAUCGCUGUCCCCUCUCUACACGUGCGGCACUUCCGCGCUGUGCUCCCAGCCCACAAUACGUUUCUGCAUGUAGAAUGACAUUUGCGUAAAUGUGAACUCUUGCAACGUGCUCAUGUAGUGCAGAUUUCAAGCGCUUUCAGCUAUAGUGUUUCUUAAGGACAACGGUGUUUUUAAAAUGCCGCAGUGGCAUUUAUAUCCGAAAAUUAGAGGACUCGUCUUAGGCGACAAAUUCCGAAGUGGGAAAAAGGAAACCAAGAUGAAAACUCACCACCUCGUUACUUGCUUCUUGUUUUUAAUAUUCGCAGGUGGUGAGGCGAGGGUGGUGUCCGUCCCCGAGGGGCCCCUGGUCCGAGUGGAGGGCCAACCACUGUCACUGCGCUGCAAUGUGUCUGAGUAUGAGGGCCCCUUGGAGCAGGUGUUUGAAUGGCAGGUGUUUCAAGAGAGCAAGUCCUUCCAGCUCAUCUCCUUCAUGGAGUCCAGUUACACCGAUGCCCGUUUUGCCAAGCGUGUGACUGACGGCGAUAUCUCCUUGCUGAGGCUGGCUGACAGUGCGGCGGAGCUGAGGAUCAGGGCACUCAGGGCCUCAGAUAGAGGAACCUACACCUGCAGCACUCCAAGCACCGACAUGUCCGUCAGCGGCAACUACCAGGCCAGCGUGCUGCUGGAUGUGAUUAAGGACAGCCUCCAGGUGCUGUCCAUGGUUCCUCCAGCUGAGAUUCCAGAGGGCGAUCCACUGAAUAUUCACUGCAUUGCCACAAGGGACUUGAAGCAGAACACUUAUCUUUCUGUGACCUGGUCUGUCAGGAGGGGCACAGCCCCCCCAGAAGACAUUGUGACCCUUGGACCUGAUGGGGAUCACAGGGUGGGUGCCGGCUACAUCCAGCGCCAUGCGGACAUGGGGCUUUUCCCACAGACAAUGAAGGGCAACAUCUUCAGCCUGGUGCUGACUGAGACACGACCCAGCGACGAGGGGCAGUAUACCUGCACAGCGAGGGAGUGGGUUCCAGAGCGGGGAGCACUUUGGCAGCCCAUCCUGGAGAAGAGUGCAGAGCUUGGUCUGCUGAAGAUCAUACCUAUUGCUGAGUCUUUGGAAGUCUUCUUGGAGAAGAACGCUACCCUGAACUUGGAUGAUACUCUUCACUUGACCUGCUCUGUCGCAUUAAACAAUCAAGUGAACAUUGCUUUGGAGGUCACAUGGCUGGUUGGACCUGGCAAAGAUGGGUCUAAUAUGUCUAGGAUUCUGGCUCACAUGAAUCAGGAUGGAGUGCUGGCAAAUGGAUCAGGCCCUGGGGAGAUCAGCCGGACAGGAGUCCUUCAGUUCCAGCUGCUGCUGCGCCAUGUGGAUCAGUCCGACUCAGGGUUUUACUCCUGCAAGGUCCUGGCUUGGCUCAGACAGAGUGGUGGGCGCUGGGUUCAAGCAGCAGAGAAAACAAGUCACCCUGUUCACAUUUGGAUCACCACAAUGGCAAAUUUCAAUGUGACUUUAAGUAGUCCCGUGACGCCGCAGAUUCUGGGUCAGCCCAUGGUGCUGGUGUGCCAGAUGAAUGGGGAACCUCCCCCAGCUGAUGCUCGGCUGGGUGUCACUUGGUACCAUCAUUCUGGUACCAUUGCUGACACAGGCAUAGCACCUCAGCCCAUCGCUGCCCUAGAUGAGCAAGGUGACCUAGUGUUGUGGGAUGACUACCGCCCCCUGUUGGAGCAAGGGCAUAUAGUUCUGUCAAAAGUCAAACCACGCAAUUUUAGGCUGCACUUCCAGCAGAUCCAAGACUCAGACCAAGGAACAUACCACUGUGCCAUCUCAGUUUGGACCCGUGUUCGGAAUGGGGGUUGGACCAAAAACCAGGAGGUCCGCUCUGAGAAGUUAAGCAUCAAAUGGGGAAGUAAAAACCCGAGGCUCUAUGUUGUGGCCCAUCGUUUGAAAGAGGCCUCCAGAGCUGGGGCCACGUUUGAGAUGAGCUGCCAGGUGAUUUCACAGAAUUUGCUGGACCCAGGGUACUCUGUUCUGAUCAGGAUGGAGGAGUCCAUCGGAACCCAGCCCCGGAAAAUUGCUUCCCUGAGCCCAGACUUGGUCAUGAAACUAGAGGAGUGGAGUGAGCCCGAUCGUCUGGACAGCGUCGUUCUGGAGAAGACUGGACCCAGGGAGUUUCGGUUCAGACUAUAUGGUGCUAUGGUGUCCGACCGUGGAUUCUACUUCUGUGAUGUGACAGCUUGGACUCGUGAUCUGGGGAAGGCCUGGACCAAGGCUGUAAAUGCAGCAUCCAACAGAGUUCAGAUUUCCUUCACUGACACAGGUCCCUCCUUCAAUAUUUCCAUUCGCACGGAUGCAGCCAACGUCUAUCCUGGGGAGACAACCAAGAUGGAGUGCAUCCUGGGAUUGCUGGGAGGAGCUCCAAAUGCAGGUGCCGUGUCAUACGAGGUGCAGUGGUAUCUGAGCUCCCACCAUGCCUCUGCUGGUGCUACCCUGCUGGCCAGCAUGGACCGCUGGGGUGUGGUGAGGAAGAGCCCCAGGAACAGCAGCAGUGACUGCAGCCUGGAGCGGGCAGAUGCUCAGACGUUCAGGCUUAGUGUUCACCAAACACAGGACUUGGACGCUGGUGAAUACCACUGCAGAGCUACCCCUUGGUUGCGAUCACCUGCUGGCACUUGGACCAGGGGUAGUGAGCUUACCUCCACCCGGAUCUUCCUCAUUGUCCGUUUCGCUUUGUGGGACUCCAUGAAGCUGCCCCUGCUCUAUGGGCUUGGGGCCACCCUAGCGGUGGGCCUUUUCUCCCUUCUGCUAGGCCUUAUGUGUGCCCACUGUUGGUGCCGGAAUUCUUCACGCACGCCUCACCGCCUGCGCAGCAACCUCAUUGCCCUGGAAAUGGAUUAAGAGGAACUGCCUCCUAACCAGCAACAAAAGCUCAGUAGCAUCAUCUCACACCUGAGACUCUGCAGCAGAGUAAUGUGGAAAACUUGGGCUUGGCCUGCCACUGUCAGAAUGAUGCAGUAAACAUGUGGAUAUGGUACCUUCUGCCUUUACUCUAUGUAAUAUACAGAUGACUCUGCUAUGGACUAUUAAUGAAAGGAGGGACAAGUUGAUCGUAUAACUUUACUAAAGUCGUAGUGUAGUAUUUGGUCCAAUGAUGAAGGAAUAUCCAUCGGAACACAGCCUCUGCUCAAGUCCACAGAUUCCCAAUUGGUUUAAUUCCAGAAGACAAAGAUAGAAAUAAAGAUAACAAAUUCAAGGACAGUCACUCAGCUUACUGUUGUCCAUAGAAGGCACUGCCCUGUUCUACUUGGGCCGUUGGCAAAAUGAGCAAAGUACACGUACUAGAGCACAGGCGUCAAACUCCAGUCCUGGAGGGCCAGAGCCCUGCAUAUUUUUGGGUUUCCCCUCAUUUAACACACCUGAUUCAACUCCUUGUGCUAAUCACCACACAGCUCUUGAGCUGAAUCAUUUGUGAUGGAUCAGGAAAAGAACUAAGCUACAGAGGGCUCCGGCCCUCCGGGACUGCAGUUUGACACCCCUGUACUAGAGUAUAGGACUGUGGCACAAGCUGAUUUGUGUGCAUCAGUGCACACAUGCUACACGCAGGCACCACACAUACAUAUACUGUGUGAGCAGCAAGUGAGUGCCUGUCAGCCUCUCCUGAGCCAAAGGCUGCAUUUAUGGCAGCAUUUUUAUGUGUGAUUGAGUUGACUGUUCUGUAUUUUUCUUAGUCUCAUUGUUUUAUCAUCUUCAGGUUUGCAACUCAGUGUAAGGUUCUCAUUUAUUUUAUAAAUCAUAAGUAAAUAUUGAAGACUUUUUUUCUUAGGAUUUUGUACCUGAACCUGUGUUUUUUUCUACCUCUUGGGAGAUUCGUCUGCCUUUUUUAUUUGCUUGCUUGUUUUUUUUUUGUAGACUUUGUCAAAUAAUCUUCACUGCUCUCAGAAAUUGAUAUCACAAUAAGAUAUAUUACACUUUCAUCUUUGCAGCCCAUACAAAAAAUAUUCCCAGAGUUUUCUCAUUAAUUUAGUUUUAUUAGGGAGCUUAAUGUAUGCUAAACAUGUCAGGAAAACAUCUGUAUGUUGGUUACAUAGCAUAUUAACAGUUAAGCUUUCAAGUUCUGUUAAAUUUAGUUUUUGUUUCUGUCAUUAAAAGAGACAUUUUAAAUGUGUUAA